GUUCUCCUGUGUUUACCAAGGUUAUAAGGCAAAAGUGCCUGAAAGAGUUUCAGCAGAAAUUCACUAGAAGACUCCAGUGGGAAUAGGGUUCAUCCAGUCCCCACCCCCAGUCUAGUGAGGUUCUCCAGUUCUGCUUUCGGAACAAAGGCAGAUUGACAGCCCUUUUCUUCGGUUCCAAAUGUGGCUCUGGAUGGUGAGGCUGUGAUGUCAGAGGUUGGAGAGCUGUUACCACCUUCAUAUUAUGACUGGAGUAUAAUUAUGGCUUGUAAAGGCUACAAAUCAGUAGACUAGAGAUUUUUGCAUUGGAUUUCCAUUUCAGAGGGUGACUUGGGCUGCACUAACAACUCACUGCCCCAUACAACCAGUUUCACACCUUUCCAAGACAGCUAGCUAGAGCUAGGCAGCUUGGGUGUUAGAGCCCUGGAGAGAGCUCCCCAGCACCAUCCUUGUCUUCCUUGGCUCUGUAGCCCUGAGCACCCAUCCAACAACAGCAAGCAAAUCACCUCACUGCAAUGUGAUCCCUGUCCUGUCAUCUGAAGCCUCCCACCCCCCUGACAUCCAGGACACAGGCUUGGAGACAGUCUGUGUGCCCCCUUCCUUGUGAUCCCUGAGCCUCACAGAGUUGGUGUUUGUGGCUCCCACCUGACAAUGUUGUACAUUAAGCAGUACUUGUUGGAAGUGGGGAAAAAAGUCUCUUUAAGGAAUCUUGUGGGUAGAAUGGCCUCUUUUAUUGUUCAACCAUUUAAAUGAAGAUUUGCCAAUUAGCACCAGGAAGAAUGCAGUUGUACAUAAUAGGUUUUCCCCUGUGAGAUCGGCCAUAGCCGGCUCUGAAAUCAGGGGUGAAGUGCCAGGCUUUAGCUCUUUUCCCAACAAGAGGGCUUAGAAAGAUUCCCCUCCAUGCCCUAGGCACAACUUGCAACACUGUCUGAUUGGAAGAUAGCAGCAUUUUCAGAGUAUCCGAAGUUGCUCUGGGCCCAGCAUAUCAGCACAGAGAUCUAGGGUAAGGAUAGUUGCUUAUAAACCUCCAAGUUUUUCUCCUCUCUGAAUGUCUCUGGAACCUGCAAGUUUAUAAGAGGGUACUGGGCAGAGCAACCAGAGAAUGAGAUCAGAUGGCUUGCUCUUGAAAGCAUGUGCCUGGUUUCAAUAGUCCCCUUUUGGGUUGGUUGUAUUCUAUAAUGUGUCCCCUGAGAAGACAGACUAAGCAGCCUGUGUUACCCUGCAAUUUCUCCAAACUAUUUGCAUGAAAUACUGCAGACAAAAAGCCCAGUCCCUGAUUGGCUGUUGCUAGGUAACAACAUAAUCAUUAGGAAAUUAGGCUGUUCUCUUUUUUUUCCAACCCAGAGUAUGUGUGUGAUUGCAGUGUUGUGCAGGAAGAGAGAGGGAGUGGAACAAAGAGAGAUAAAUGGGAUGGUCUUGAAGGCGGGGACGUCACAGCCACAAACCUGCAACCCACGCAUCCACCUGCUCUCCUGCCACCUGAGUGCCCUGACUGUGCCACCCUGUAGGCCAUGGAGAAUGAGCUGCCAGUCCCGCAUACAUCCAGCAGUGCCAGUGUGACCAGCGGUGCCAGUGGGUCUGGCAGUAGCAAUGGCUGUAGCAGUAGCAGCAGUGGUAGCAGUGGCCGCCCCACAGGGCCCCAGAUUUCUGUGUACAGUGGGAUUCCUGACCGGCAGACUGUGCAGGUGAUCCAGCAGGCCCUGCACAGGCAGCCCAGCACAGCCGCCCAGUACCUGCAGCAGAUGUAUGCCGCCCAGCAGCAGCACCUCAUGCUACAGACAGCAGCCCUGCAGCAGCAGCACCUCAGCAGUGCACAGCUCCAGAGCCUGGCAGCCGUACAGCAGGCAAGCUUGGUGGCCAACAGACAAGGGAGCACUUCUGGCAGCAGUGUGUCUGCACAGGCCCCAGCUCAAUCAUCUUCGAUCAACCUGGCAGCCUCCCCAGCAGCAGCCCAGCUCAUCAACCGGGCUCAGAGCGUCAACUCGGCCACAGCCUCUGGUCUUGCCCAACAAGCUGUGCUUUUGGGCAACACAUCUUCUCCAGCUCUGACUGCAAGCCAAGCACAAAUGUAUCUCAGGGCACAGAUGCUCAUCUUCACGCCCACGGCCACCGUCGCUACCGUGCAGCCUGAGCUCGGCACUGGCUCCCCCGCCCGGCCCCCUACCCCUGCCCAGGUACAGAAUCUGACCCUUCGAACACAGCAGACACCAGCUACAGCAGCCUCGGGCCCUACCCCUACUCAGCCUGUUCUGCCCAACUUGGCCCUGAAACCCACCCCUGGCAGUAGCCAGCCUCUGCCUGCCCCUUCGCAGGGCAGAAACACUGCUCAGGCUUCCCCUACAGGUGCUAAACCUGGCAUAACUGACAGUGUGAUGGAGCCACUCAAGAAAGGGGAUGGCAACAGCAGCCUGCCAGAUAGCAUGGACAGCAGGGCUGGGCUCAGCCGGACGGUUCCCGCUGUAGCAACUCACCCCCUCAUUGCACCAGCAUAUGCUCAACUGCAGCCGCACCAACUCCUCCCACAGCCGUCAGCAAAGCACCUGCAGCCCCACUUCGUGAUCCAGCCACAGGCACAGCAACCACAGCAGCAGCUGCUGCAGCCCCAACCGUCCCGGCCUGUGCCCCAAGCCCAGCCCCAACUUGCCUCAGUUCCCCCAAGUCUGGCCCCACAGGCCAGCUCAGAAGCCCAUGCCAUGCCACUAGGCCCAGCUGCACCCACCCUGCCACUUCAGUGUCCCACUGCCCAUCUGCACAAGCCUGGCAGCAGUCAGCAAUGCCACCUUUCCACACCAGAUGCUGGAUCUCAGAAUGGACAUCCUGAGGGCAUGUCCCAUACCUCUCAACGCAGGCUGCAUCACACCUCAGCCGUCAUCUUACAACUACAGCCUGCUUCACCAGUGCCCCACCAGUCUGGCCCUGAUGACUGGAAAGAAGCCGGAACAGGGGAGAAGAGCAUACCCGAGGCUCGGCCAGGCCCAUCCCCACACCAGCAAGCCAUUGUUACUGCCAUGUCUGGCAUGCCUGUACCCAAGAGCCCCAACAUCCAGCAGUCCCCAGCUCACGAGACAGGGCAGGGCAUUGUUCAUGCACUGACCGACCUCAGCAGCCCCGGCAUGACCUCAGGGAACGGAAACUCUGCCUCCAGCAUCACCGGCACUGCCCCCCAGAAUGGUGAGAAUAAACCACCACAGGCCAUUGUGAAACCCCAAAUCCUGACGCAUGUUAUCGAAGGGUUUGUGAUCCAGGAGGGGGCGGAGCCUUUCCCGGUGGGACGCUCGUCCCUGCUGGUGGGGAAUCUAAAGAAGAAGUAUGCCCAGGGGUUCUUGGCUGAGAAGCUUCCGCAGCAGGACCAUACCACCACCACUGACUCAGAGAUGGAGGAGCCCUACCUGCAAGAAUCCAAAGAGGAGGGUACUCCCCUCAAACUCAAAUGUGAGCUCUGUGGCCGGGUGGACUUUGCCUACAAAUUCAAGCGCUCCAAGCGCUUCUGUUCCAUGGCUUGUGCAAAGAGGUACAAUGUGGGAUGCACCAAACGAGUGGGACUUUUCCACUCAGACCGGAGCAAGCUGCAGAAGGCAGGAGCCACAACCCACAACCGCCGUCGGGCUAGCAAGGCCAGUCUGCCACCACUUACCAAGGAUACCAAGAAGCAGUCAACAGGCACUGUACCCCUUUCAGUUACUACUGCCUUGCAGCUGACACACAGCCAGGAAGACUCCAGUCGUUGCUCAGAUAACUCAAGCUAUGAGGAACCCUUGUCACCCAUCUCGGCCAGCUCCUCCACCUCACGUCGCCGGCAAGGCCCACGGGAUCUGGAGCUCCCCGACAUGCACAUGCGGGACCUGGUGGGCAUGGGGCACCACUUCCUCCCAAGUGAGCCUACCAAGUGGAAUGUGGAGGACGUCUACGAAUUCAUCCGCUCCCUGCCAGGCUGUCAGGAAAUUGCUGAGGAGUUCCGUGCCCAGGAGAUUGACGGGCAAGCUCUGCUGUUGCUCAAGGAGGACCACCUGAUGAGCGCCAUGAACAUCAAGCUGGGGCCUGCUCUGAAGAUCUAUGCCCGCAUCAGCAUGCUUAAGGACUCUUAGGGCCAGCAGGGCAGCAGGGUUCUGGCCUAGAGCUCCUCUCCACUGAGCACAGCCAGAUAGACAUUCCUGAGGGGCCCGGAGGCGCGGCCAGCCAGAGGGAGGGGGCUCUCCCUAGGGGCACAGCUGGUGAGGAGGUCUGGGUACCUCCUCAAUGGCUCUCAGGGGCCUUUCAUUUCUGUGGGAGGGGUAGAGAGGUAGGUGGCACAGAAGAUGGGGCUUUAUGCUUGUAAAUAUUGAUAGCACUGGCUUCCUCCAAAGUCCCAAUACUCUAGCCCAGCUCUCUUCCCUUCCCUCCGUCCCCCGUUUUCCAGGGGAUUAUGGUCAGGGCUUCCCAACCUGUGUUGGGUUACUUCCAAGGGCAGCCAGCAGGCCUGCAUAGAGGUCUCACAGCCCUUGCCUUCCUUCCUCCUGCUUUCUCCAGGCCUGGGUGGCCUUCCGUUGCCAGUUUCUCCCACUUCAGCCUGUCCGUGCAGCAGUGGGUUCCCCCACCCGCUGCCCCUCUGCAGGCGGAGAGAGAGAAGCUGGCCCCAGUUUGGCCAUGCCUGCCGGCACAGACGCCUUAACGCUGUGUGUAUGUAUGACUGUGUGACUGUGUGGGGCCUGGACUGACAUGAGCUGCCCUCUGGCACCUCCAGGUGUUUUGUAGCAAACAGCCACUUAGUGCUUUGUCCUGGACUCCUCUCGGCCUGAGGAUGGGGAAUAGAAAAGGGCAGCCUUGAAAAGGGCAAGAUCAGAAAGGUGGAGAUGGGAUGGCCAGGAGGUCUCAGAAAGCCCUCCUCGCAUGGUAACACCCCCAGUGCCCUGUUGUCUCCAACAGCACAGAGCAAGCUGUGCUGAGCUGAGGCACACAGCUCAAGGGCCACUCCAGGGUCACCUGGCGACUUACCCUGGCAGUCCCAUGGUAGGCCAGAGCACUGAAGGCGGGGGACAGCUUGGAGGCACUGGGUGGGAAAGCACCCUUUGGCCCUGCUCCCACACUUCUUUGCUUGUAACAAAACUUAUACAGCUGCUACAGCUAACAGGCAGGGCAGGAAGGGCGAGGGCCUGCCUCCGACUUGCCCUGUCCACACCACUCCUAGGGAAAGUCCAACUCUCCCCAGGAGAGGUGGGCACCUUUCUCAGCUCACUCUAUUCCUCACCCACACCCCCAGGCAGGGUUGGAAAUGAAGGACUUUUUUAAGCUUUUGUUUGUUUUUUAAAAAUAAAACCUGUAAAAUCUU
Molecule: messenger RNA, 5302 nt
Organism: Perognathus longimembris pacificus (Pacific pocket mouse)
Lineage: Eukaryota; Metazoa; Chordata; Mammalia; Rodentia; Heteromyidae
Gene: Phc2
Product: polyhomeotic homolog 2
Exons: 15
Coding region: 1509-4082 (857 amino acids)
Cellular component (GO): PRC1 complex; nucleus
Molecular function (GO): zinc ion binding; protein binding
Source: RefSeq, a predicted model, not a curated record